This is a messenger RNA of Necator americanus (New World hookworm), 576 nucleotides long. RefSeq lists its product as uncharacterized. The coding region runs from base 1 to 576 and encodes 191 amino acids. The transcript has 6 exons. NCBI's taxonomy places the organism in Eukaryota, Metazoa, Nematoda, Chromadorea, Rhabditida, Ancylostomatidae. The record is from RefSeq and is a predicted model, not a curated record.
AUGCAAAAUCUUGGUGCCGGUGCUAGUACGGUGGUUUCCCAUACCUUCACAAGUGUACUGAUGAAGAAAGAACACUCAUUGGGCCAGAAGAGAGGGCCUGAUCUCCCCUACUCUAGCAUUUCUAUUUUUCUGGAUAGAAUAAGCAAUUAUGCAUCAGCUGUUAUCACUACAUUCAUCUACGUGGUGGUGUUUACAUUUUUAUUUUAUGGACAACCUCAUAUAAGAAAGAGCCGUGAGAUGCGCAUAACAUUGUUGGUGUUCUCUUUUUGUGCAUAUCAAAUUGUCUGCUUUAUCAUUUGGGAGUUUGUUCUACCCGCGUUUAAUUUUAAUUACUAUCUUUCAUUGGUGAGCCUAAUUAUGUGGGUGAUUUGGAACGGGGCCAGUGCCGUACUCUAUAUGACUUUUAGUGUCUCAUUUCGACGGGACCUGAAGAACAUGAUUCGAUCUACGGGAUGUUGUGGUAAUGACUCCCGGACUUCAAAGACGGCGAACUCGCCGAAGCAUCGGCCAAGAAUAGACGAUCAUAACAAGGUCGCUGCCAUGUCAACUCAAGAGAAGAAAUACCCAAUCAUAUGA